Molecule: messenger RNA, 1737 nt
Organism: Mycena indigotica
Lineage: Eukaryota; Fungi; Basidiomycota; Agaricomycetes; Agaricales; Mycenaceae
Product: Aa-trans domain-containing protein
Exons: 10
Coding region: 1-1737 (578 amino acids)
Biological process (GO): amino acid transmembrane transport
Cellular component (GO): vacuolar membrane
Molecular function (GO): amino acid transmembrane transporter activity
Source: RefSeq, a predicted model, not a curated record
AUGACCAGCCUUCCGGCUAGUUUUUAUGUUGGCUCUGCGACCAGUGGCCAGAGUGUGCGCGACGUUAUUGCUUCAUAUCGUCGUGCCCAGUAUCUUGUUGCCGGCUCAACCUUAUCGGACUCCGCUAGUGACCCAUUCACCGACGACGAAGCUGCUGUUGAGAGAGGCUACUUCGAUGAAGAAAAUCUCGAGCCGGCUCUUCCAGACAGCGACGAAGAAUUGGUUGGCCACUUUGACUGGGAUCAUGACGCAUCGCCGCCAAUCGACACCCCAACGACUCCGCGCCCCCACUUACCUUUUUCACGACAAGUACCACGACCCAUUGAACGCCCAGAACGAAACGAACGCACCCCAUUGCUCAGAAAAACAAUCUCAUUUACCAAUACACCUCAUCCAAAACACACAGCACCUACUACCGCUGCUAAUGAUACCCCCCAAGCUCCCACCCAACAACAUGUGACCCUUCGCCGUCGCUCUUCUGCAGCCUCGGCCCGCAGCGUGAAAUACAAGUAUGGCGGUCAAAGCACCUUUGGACAGUCACUCUUCAAUAGCAUUGCAAUCCUCUUGGGCAUUGGGAUGCUAUCGGAGCCGCUCGCUUUCGCAUACGCUGGCUGGGGAAUGGGCUUGUUCUUAAUCAUAUUUUACGGCUAUAUUAGUUGCUAUACCGCAAAGAUCCUCGCCGGUAUAAUCCUUUCUGACCCCCGGCUGCGUUCAUAUGCAGACAUUGGUCGGAAAGCAUUCGGCGCACGGUCGACCGUAGUUAUCAGCAUCUUAUUCUGCUUGGAACUUUUCGCUGUCAGUGUGAUCCUCGUCACCUUGUAUGCUGAUUCCCUUAAUUCGCUUAUCCCGCGCUACUCGUCAAACACCUACAAAGUCUGGGGCCUUCUUAUCUUGGUCCCAACCGUAUUCCUCCCUCUGUCCCUCUUGUCGUACACGUCGAUUCUCGGUAUCAUAUCCACCAUCCUCGUCGUUGUCGUCAUUCUCGUCGAUGGCGUCUCAAAAACUGAACGGCCGGGCAGUCUUUGGGAUCCGGCGGAUACCUCGUUUGGAAUAGACAACUACAACCACCUCGGCAUCGCGUUUGGGCUGUUUAUGGCCGGGUUUUCUGGACAUGCGGUUAUUCCUUCGCUCGCGAGAGAUAUGGUCGAUCCGAGCGAAUUCAACAAGAUGAUUGACUGGGCCUUUGUCGUGGCCACAUUCAUAUACGGGCUUAUUGGUUGCGCCGGGUACCUCAUGUUUGGCAACUCCGUCAGCGCGGAAAUUAGUAUCGACCUCCUGGCUACCCCAGGCUACAACUCAAUCUUAAACAAGACCGCUCUGUGGAUGCUCGUUCUCAGUCCGCUUUCAAAAUUCGCUCUCGCAACUCAACCUCUCAACACUGCUAUCGAAAUCCUGAUUGGUAUCGACAGGCCCCUUAACGCGCCAGAAGAUCUCGCAGCCAAACUCGCAGCUCCAUCUGAAGGCUCUCGAAUCUCCUUCAAGAACACUAUUGGGGUCAUCCAGCGUGUAGGGGUGACUGUGCUUUCAGUUGCCGUGUCAAUAUAUGUCCCAGAAUUCAGCGCAGCAAUGGCCUUCCUGGGCUCCUUCUCCGCGUUCGUGCUCUGCGUGAUUGGCCCGAUCGCCGCCAAAAUCGCGUUAACCGGACGUUUAACUGUCUUCGACGGCGUGGUCGGCGCGUGCGCGGUGGUGAUGGGUGUGUGGGGCACGUACGCAGCGUUCUGGGAGGCGGAUAUCUGA